AAAAUUUAGCUCAGGAACAGCUUAUAAAGUAUUUGGAGCAUGAAGUUCUGGAAAGAGAAAGAGGAAGGCUGCGAGCAUUGUAUCAGCAACAACAACAACAGCAGCCACAACAACUAUCUUCCAGCCAUCGCCGCAACACCAGUAGGGAUCUCGAUCAGCAAUUUGCAAACCUCUCUUUGAGACAAAAAGAGGCGAACCGUGAUCCUGUUUCAGGACAACUUCACAUUUGACCGGAAAUUUAGCUACGACUAUAAUCAGAGCUUACUGACUAUCCCUCGUCUGAUUCUGCCAUGGAAUGACAAAAGUUCACAAUUUCUGUUGUGAGUGAUCAAGACGAAGUCUUGCCUCUCUUGUGCUCAGCUUCAAUGGAUUUGCUCUUCUACCGUCUAGACUUGGUUCUAAUUCUUGUGACAACAUGUGUCUUUACAUCAACAUUUGUUAAGCUUUUACGCGCACCUGGUGGUCAAUGCUAAAUAAUAGAUAGCAUUUAUGACAGUUGAUUCACCUGAGGUGGUUGAUUCCAGCAUGUAUGUUGCAAGUGAUUAAAUUCAUCACUUUCCUUUAAUCUUUCUCUGUUGUAACAUUUUCCAGCUUCUGGUUCCACCAUAUUUAUCUUCAUUGAUACAUUUUCAUGAACUAUGUAAUUUAAGCAUUGAUUGUGGAACUCCUUUCAGUUCAUUCCUUGUUUCGCCUCAAGGCAAUAAAAGCAUCUAUGUAUUACUCCA
This is a messenger RNA of Nicotiana tabacum (common tobacco), 725 nucleotides long. The record is from RefSeq and is a predicted model, not a curated record. NCBI's taxonomy places the organism in Eukaryota, Viridiplantae, Streptophyta, Magnoliopsida, Solanales, Solanaceae.